AAAGGGCAGUAGGAAGUUUCUGCUGGGGUCUGGAUUUGGAGCUCCAGGGUUGGAUCGGCCCCGUAUGACCCCAACCUAAGAACAAAAGAGACCCCAAAGAGUCUACAUGUCUAAUAUUUAGACAUGUUCAGCUUUGUGGAUUCUCGGUUACUGCUGUUGAUAGCAGCGACUGUACUACUCACCCGCGGGCAAGGAGAAGAAGACAUCCAAACUGGGAGCUGCGUACAGGAUGGGCUAACGUACAACGACAAGGAUGUGUGGAAACCAGAACCCUGCCAGAUCUGCGUCUGCGAUAGCGGCAACAUCCUCUGCGACGAGGUGAUCUGCGAGGACACCUCCGACUGCCCCAACGCCGAGAUCCCCUUCGGAGAAUGCUGCCCCAUCUGUCCCGACACCGACGCCUCCCCUGUCUACCCAGAAAGUGCUGGAGUAGAGGGUCCUAAAGGAGACACUGGCCCCAAAGGAGAUAGGGGACUCCCCGGCCCCCCUGGCAGAGAUGGCAUUCCUGGACAGCCUGGUCUCCCGGGACCCGCAGGCCCUCCAGGCCCCCCAGGCCUCGGCGGAAACUUCGCUCCCCAAAUGUCCUACGGUUACGAUGAGAAAGCCGGGGGGAUGGCCGUGCCUGGGCCCAUGGUGAGCACGGGGGGGCACAGGGG
Molecule: messenger RNA, 656 nt
Organism: Neopelma chrysocephalum (saffron-crested tyrant-manakin)
Lineage: Eukaryota; Metazoa; Chordata; Aves; Passeriformes; Pipridae
Product: collagen alpha-1(I) chain-like
Exons: 6
Molecular function (GO): protein binding
Source: RefSeq, a predicted model, not a curated record